AUGGGCGGGCAUACUCUGACUGCGCGAUCGUUGAAUCUCCAUGAAGGUCGAUUCAAUUGGGUCUUCCUCUUCUGGUAUAUCGUCUCCUCUGCAUUAGCUAUCUUGUUCCUCUUCUAUUUCAAUCGCCUCUUCGCUAGUUUUGCGCUUCAGUUCUCACUUCUGGCGGGUCGCAUAUUUUUCAAAGGCUUGCGCUACCACGGUCAAAACGAGUCCAUUUUAAUCCAUGAUGGCUAUAUCACAUGGAGAUAUUGGCUACGUCAUGUCCAGGAGCUUGACUGCAAGAACUCGAAUGGAGGAUCUAAGGCACCUGCGCCCUCAGAUAACGACUCUAAUCCCGCUGAUGGAGGAAGGACUAACGGAGGGGCAGAGGAGAAUGGCGGGAAUGGAAGGUCUCGGCGGCUGCCCUGCAGAGUGCUUGUGAAAAGUCGAGGUGUAGAAUGGUUCAUCUACAAUCGGAGCCCAGCGUAUGACGCCAUCCUUCAAAGCAUGAAAAGUCAAGAAGAAUUGGACCACACCAGGGCUAGUCCCUCGGCCCAAAGGCCGGCGGAAACAAGCAAGCCGGAUUCGACCCCCAAGGACCGCAGCAGCGCUGACUCGUUCCAUGAAGAGGACGCGCUCUCAUCGGUUGAGGAAAAGGAGGAAAAGGAGGGCCAAGAUGAUGACACUGUUGCUGAUUCGGAUUCGAAAUCAAUAAUUACCGACAGCUCUGCUCAUUAUUCGACUACGACAUCUAGCGCGCUGCCCGGUUUACUGCAUAUGCUUCCAGUUGGAAUUGAAUGUAACAAAGGCGCUGUUGUAAUGGGAAACCGGAACACGCGUUCGAUCCUCACCGCCAAGUUUGACAGCGCCGCUGGGCAAAUCGACGCUCGGACUUCUGGAGCUGUUGAUCAGUACAAACAGGUGUUUGAUUUCGCCUUCUUUCAUCCCGUGAUUGAGUUCAAGCACAAUAAAGACUUCACGGAGUCGCAGACGAGCGAAGGAGCUAAAUUUCUUUCGAGGAGCAGUAGAGCGUUCGAGGAAAAAACCCAAUGGUUUAGACGUGUAGAUCACAGGAGGCGAUUUCGCGACAUUUGGAUCUCAUUUCGUGACCUUUUGCCUUAUCACAGAGGUUCUGUGGAGUCACUGACUCAUCCGCACCCAAAGUCAGGCGGCGCUCACAAAUCGAGUGACGACGAUGCUGGCGUCUUCGGGCAGAAUCGGUGGCUGGGACUUACUCGAUAUCUGGACGAUGAUGAUGACCUGAUCGAACAGGAACGUUGGAAAGCAAUCGACUAUGGCGCAUUUCCUACUAUCGUUGACUCGCCGCAAAUUUCGAUGAGUAUUUAUUGGGAUGUUCCUGGUCUGGUUCCGCACCUAGAGAGUAAUCGUAAUCCUCCACCUGGGUUCGAGACAGACAUCAAUGGGGACACUCCCCCUGACUGGGGUAUAGAGCUGAAGGUUCGAGGGGGGAUUAUUAGCUACGGUCCGUGGGCUGAUAGACAGCGUGCGGAUUUGCAGGCAGUAUUCUUUCCGACGCUCUACAAAGAUGCUGUCCCCGCCGCAAAGCUACGACCCGGACAGCCUCGAGUUAGCACUGUGCUGAAAGUUGUGCUCGAGAUAGAGGAACAGACUACACUCCGAGUGCCAACGCGAGAAGAUUCCAAAGACUGGAAAUGGAAAGGACGUACAGUCGCCUCAAGUGCGGCGGAGGCCAAACGAAAGAAAAUGAAAGGCCAUGCCAAGACCAAUAAGGGCAUGAAAGCGAGCCUUUCUCCGGAAGCACGCCCUUUUGGCUGGCUAGACAUCAAAGUCCUGCCUGAUUCAACAGUCAGUUUCGCUAUGGAUCUAGUGGCCAGUUCCAGUGGAUACAUGAAUCACGUCGAUUUAGAUCUCAAAGGAGUUGAAAUGUCGUCAAGUGUCAAUCACGGCCUGCUUUGGCGGUCCCAGUCGCAGGUCGUAUCCUGUGAUCUUUCCAAUCCUUUGCGCUGGAAUGCUUUGCGUCAGUGGCACGUGGAUAUUAAAGGCAAUGGCUUAGAGCUAUUUAUGCUCCGUGAUCAUAUGUUCUUGUUGACUGACCUCGUCAACGACUGGACUUCCGGUCCUCUGGGAGAGUUUCAUACCUUCGUUCCGUUCGAAUACUCCAUUAGUCUACGUUUCGCUGAUUUCAAGUUAUAUCUCAAUGCUAAUGAUUCAAACAUAGUCAACAACCCAUCAGAUCUCGAUGACAACACUUUCGUUAUCGUUUGGGGUCAGAAACUGAAAGCUGAUCUCGUGAUUCCCUCGAAGAAUUUCCGUCCUGCAAAAAAUCGAGUAACGUUUAACAUUGAGGCUACGGACGGAGGAUUCGAGCUUCGGACCCCACCGCGCAAUACGCAGCACACCUACCUAGAUAGUCCAGAUGUCGCCACUCUGAAGGAUCUCAAGAUAGAUGGAUCGUAUAAUUACUUCACCACUACGUCACCCAGCUUGACGGACAUUCUUCUCCUAAAUGUGCUUGGUGUAGCGCCCCAGUUUGAUCUGUAUGGUUUCCUGAUACGAUACCUCAUGAAGAUCAAAGACAACUACUUCGGCGACGACAUACAUUUUCGCACUUUAGAAGAGUAUCAGAGUCAGAUCAAUACAACCGAAGGAAAGAAUUUGGAUGAUCCAGCUUCUGGACAGCACAGCCGCCUCAGCAACGACCUAGAUGUUAUUCUGGGUGUUGCUGCAGAGGAUUCAUGUGUCCUUCUCCCCGCCCAUCUCUACUCGUCCGAAAGGAAUGUUAGGCUCGAGAUCCCAUCGAUAGUCGCGGACCUUCGUAUCACAAAUUAUUACAUGGAUCUUGCCAUCACGUUUAGCCCUAUUGCAAUCUCGCACACGUCUCUUUUUGGCCUUCGCCAACCCGAUCCUGAAGCCUAUUCGAGUACACAAGUGUUCAUUGAUGGUCUUGAGGUCUUUGGUCAUCGACUGUUCGGCUUGCCUCCUACUGAGCCAACAUAUGUCUGCAAUUGGGACUUUGACAUUGGAUACGUACGAGGUGAAUGUACGGUCGACUUCUUGCACUGUCUCUCAAUGGCACUCAGAUGUUUCACCUUGUCGUUCGACGACGCUGAGAAUGCCCUGCCCCCUCUGAAUCCACCAACAAUACACGACGCUACAUUUUUGCGUGCUCGAGUACGACCGAUCCUCGUUGGACUACGGAUCGACCAAACGGCCUUCCUUCUGAGUACUCAAGAGGUGAAAUUUGAAUACAAUGACUGGGCCAGGUCACAGUUCUCCGAUCGCUUGUACGUCCUUGUGCCAGAUUUGGCUCUGAGUGUAAUGGAUGCACAUGGGGUCUCAGUCGACCGAGGCCUCCAGAAAUCCGUCGCCAAUACUCAUGCAUACGUGAAAUUGACAUUGGAAAUGAGUAAAGUCAAGCGUAAGCUGAACUUCAAUGCGGACCGUCAGCUGCAACAAAACCACAUUGCCCUGCACGAUUCAAGAACACGUCGAGUUCCGUGGCUGGUCCUCGAACAGGACCCACCUGGUGCUUCGAGCAGUCGACCGACAAAGCAUAGGCCACCCGCAAUGACGUUUCCCUCCAUGCCCGAACCAGUAUCAACACCAGUUGAUAUGACGGCUGAUGAAGAUUCCACAAUAUCGGGCACAGGCUUGUCGACAAAAGCGUCUAGCCGUAGAGUUUCAUUCCUAAGCACAGCCUCGUCAAGACAAGGCAUGGUUGGUAAACGCGAUAGUGGCAAUAGAACAUUGCAUCGCCAGGAACGGCAUGCAAGGAGUCCGCAUUUACGCUCCCAGGGCACGGAAUAUCAUCCCACAGUCGAAAGCCGGGUGAGUAAGGAAGCUAUUUCACCCCUAGGACAGCAAGACUCUCACAUCGACUCUUCAGUGAAGCAAGCUUAUUUCGCUCGCUCGGGGCUGGCUUUCAGUAGUCCGUACAGACAACCAUAUUUCCCUCUCCUUGCGGUACAACCAGACAUUAGCGAUGUACCAAUUUCGCCGAAGCACUUGCCCUUUGACGCAUUCGUGACCGAUAGCAAUGCGUCGAACAUUCCGAGGCCUCACAUCUCCGAUCAAGGGACGGAACAGUCCAGCUUCAUGGUGAAUUUAGGCCGAGGCGUUCAGACUUUGUGUACACCUAAAGCACUUCUGGUGGUGACUCAGUUGCUUGCACGGUUUCAGACUACCGACGUAGUGGCCCUUUUAGACACUUUGCAGCUUGAUGCAAUGACAGACGUUUUGAGUGCCGAAGCAAAAUGCACGGAAGGCGUCCACAUCUCGGACGUCAGGAUCUUUGUGCCUUCGGUAGGUGUGAGAUUUAUCAGCACAAACAACAGCAAGCCAAAUGAUCCCAAGCGCAAUGAGCGUUACGAUGUGAUCCUAGAGAACCUUGCUGUGACCGCAAGAUCCUCCGAAAACUUCUCUAACAUCUCGCCGUCUUCCCUGGGUUCUCAAUCUUCCUUCCACAUAGUCCUUGAUAAAAUGAUCUGCUCAGCGAGGGAAUCCAGGAGCAACAACGCAGAAGAUCAAGCCAUCAUAAGCCUUUCUAUUCGGGACCCAGUGGCGUGGAUGUGGCGUGGCACGAGCUCAGCUGCUGAAUUGCAGUUCCGGACCCUUGAGAUAGAGAGCGCAAGCAGGAAAGUCAAUUACAUCUCAUCGCUAGUCCAGCAGACUUUAGUCAUGUCCGAGGACUUCGUCCAGCGUUUCAGGAAGAUCGAGACCGAGCGAAAGUCCCGCCUUCGGCUACUGGUGCUACUACUUACUGUUGAGGGAAAAGAUGUCCCAGAUCCGCCAUUCCUGACUAGGGCUUCAUCUGUAUUGCGUAGCGCGUCUCACCAUCUUAGGACUAGCGACUCCUGGAAAAUGAUGUCUCGUCUUCGCUAUCUACAUUGUUGUCUGCCAGCUCAUUCUCGAGACAAGAUCCACGCGCAAUGUGUCCAUAAAUUGGCUUCGUGCCCGGAGGAUGCUGGAAGUCGGGUCAUCGCGAGCUUCGACCACUGGCGUACGUGGGACUUGGCGCAUGUACGAUCAAGUCUCUUGAUGCAAAAAGUGUUCGGUCAGUUGUUGACUCCACCUGCACGAGAGCUCCAAAUGCCGGUGCCUACCAAAGCUACUCUUCGGGCAGGAGCUAUCCAGAUCCUUGUCGAGCCAGGGCCGAGUCAAAAUAAAGUGGCCUUCGAUGAACUUAUCAUCGGCGCUGCUCUACACCAACCCAAUAUACCCCAAGGUGUCUCUUCUACGUUGCAGCCGUCACCUUCGACAAGGUCAACGAUUCAAGUACACUGUGCCAAGGUCGCCGUCCGUCUACAUUGGGCUUUGUUGGAGCUUAUUGAAGACCUGAUAGAAACUAUCCAAAUUACACAGAUCCCAUAUCGGAAGAACACAAGCAGCCUUGAAGCAGCUUCUCGUUUACCACCCCAAGACUCGUGCUUGCACCUUGCAGUGUCCUCCGACGUCAGCAUUCUCACUUUGGAUUCGAAUAAUCUUAAUAUAAUAUCGCUCUGCCAAGGCCUCCGCGUCUCCAUCGUCUCCUUGCAAGAGGGCGCUGACUCGAGAAUAUCGCUAUUAAGUGUACUCGUGGAUGCCGAUGCAGCGACCUCGGAGAUCCAGCGUCGGUCUACGAAGUUGACUCUAUACAAGCUGCGACAGCCAAAAGUCUUUGGCUCUAAAGAUGGCGCAAUAGACAGAACCGCCGAGAAACCGUGGAAAGUUGUUGGCUCCGGCGAAGACGUGACUUUCUCAAUUUUGGCGAAUCCGUUAGAGCUGAUCGAGGUUGCCGACAGCGUCUUGAAACACGAAGUGGCACACAUCACCCAAUGGGCGAAAUCUCUACAGCUUGCUAGUUCUCCUGUCCAAUCGAAAUUCGCCCACCAACAUCCUGAGGGCCUUCUCCAAGUCCAUGUCGCUUUGUCCCUUGACUCUUAUCUGAUAAGUCUUAAUAUGUUGCCAUCUUUGACGUAUCAAAUUCGUGGUGAAGGAGCUCGCACUUCGCUCAGAUCAGCGCUGCGUGGAAGAUAUGACUCUGUACUUGAUAUCGAUCUCAAGCAGCAUUUCCACAUCUUCAAAUCCUCGGUGAACGAUCUGUCGAAUGAGCUGUCCACUUUGCACAUGCCCCCGGUCAACGUUCGUCUUAGUAUUAAUCUAGACCCAAGCCAGAGGUCAGUGGUAUUCAGUGCUCUGGUGGAAAGCAUUGUCUUUAAUGCAUCGGCUGUGCAUGCCAUACUCACUACUGUCAAUCGACCGGAAAUGGCCAGCCUUGGAGAGAACAUAAGGGAGGGUGCCUCGUCAAUUCAAGAUCGUUGUAAGCAAAUCUUCGGCACAACGAAGUCUCGCAAUGAAAUCUUGUCAACGGAGCCAUUUCUGUACAAUGGGUAUGUUACUUUAUUGAGUCUGGCAGUACAAGCCAAUACAUCAGACGCUUUGUCUGCUGCACCGGGAGCCCAAUUGCAGAUAACGAUGGGCCGUAUAUCACUAAAAACAACGAACAGAAAUUUGGGCCAUGGAGCCGUAAUGAGGUUUCCCGAAGCGGAGGUUCAAUUCAAGGGCAUACAGCUGAAGCUCUUGCGCUUUGAUAAUGACGAAGUACGUGCGUGUGGUAAUGUAGCAAUUGGGGCUGUCAUGAGAAGCACGUCGAAGCCAAAUGACCAAGGUGAAUUCGUCCGUGCCUUCCAAAUCCAAAGUAGCAGCCUCCAGAUCAAUGUGUAUACCGACACCGCUUCUGUUGCAGUGGCCAUACUUGCUAAUCUGCAAGAUACCCUCAAGACUGUGGAUUUGUCACAUGAAGUCCAAAAUCUGAGAAGGUUGAGGCAUGCAAGACUGCGCAGGAAUGCUGCAGAUCAUGGUACUGUCCGGAAAGACGAACGUCAUGGUAAUGCGGAAAGGGCUGCUCUUUUCAGUUCGAUGUAUUCUUUGGAGAUGACAAACAUUUGUGUCGCGUGGAAGAUCGGAAGCUCUAUUCCCAUUUCUCCAGGUCGGGAGCCUGAGGAUCUUAUCCUUUCCUUCGCCAAAAUUGACCUUUCCACCAAGAAGGACAAUGCGGCUCGCCUGCUCAUUCAGGACUUUCAGCUGCAAAUGGUCCCUCAUUCAAAAUCAUCGACGGUUCGAUCCCAAAACUCAGCCCUUCUGCCAGAAGUAGUCUUCAACGUGGCCUACGUAUCCACAGGACAAGACCGCAGACUAGCGUUCCAAGCUGCCGGCAAAUCACUGGACCUUCGGCUAACAUCCCAUUUCAUUCUGCCGGCGAGCGAUCUGCGACGUUCCAUUGCCUUGUCAAUUCAGCAAGUGCGAACAGCGACGUCCGAUUGGAAUGCAUCUGCUACUACGGGUGGCGGUCAGAGAAAGGCGUUGUUGAGCGACAAAAAGCUUGCUUCACUUCUUGUAGAUGCCGAUUUUGCAGGUGCCGUGGUAUUUGUACAAGGCCGAAGCCUUGUAGACGCCCAUUCACUGGCUCUCAAUGUCCUUCGAGGCGUGCGGCUUCCACAGCACGGUCGUUACAAUCAAUUCACCCCAGACAAUGCAAACAACAGCAGUACAACCCUGCGCGCGCCUGGGAUCGCCUUUAAGGUCGAGUAUCGAAACGGAGGGCCCAAUGAUCAAUCUCUCAAUGCGGAAAUGAAGAUCGAUGCAUCUUCAAAUAUCUUGUAUCCGACCGUUGUGCCUUUGAUCAUGGAAAUUUCAUCAAGUAUCAAGGACGUCGUUGGAGACUCUGGCGUACAAGAACAGGCGGCCAAGCCUAGCCUCCCUCAGCCGAAGUUCCUUGGCGAUGAGAGACUCCGCGGCGCAGAUCCCGUUGCCAUUUUUGGUAAUUGCAAACUCAACUUGGGUCUUCGCAUCUGCGGGCAGGAAUUCAGCCUAAGCUGCCAGCCUAUUGCACGUGUUGCAGCGACUGCACGUUUCGAUGAUAUCUAUAUCACUGUCAAUACUGUCCAGUCAAAUGAGCACGGGAGAUUCUUUACGGUGUCUGCUGCUUUUACUAGGCUACAUGCAUCUGUACAGCAUGUCUACUCGCGAGAGUCAACCGGCAAUUUCGAGGUCAAUUCGAUUGUCGUGUCUUUAAUGAACAGCAAGCACGUUAGCAACGCCAAUGGCAUUUCUGCAAUUCUCAACAUCAGCCCGAUGAAAGCACAGGUCAACGCGAAACAGUCACAGGACUUCUUGCUGUUCCGAGAAAUAUGGGUGCCUCCAGAGAUCCGACGAUCUGCUUCCGCUGCUGCGCCGGUGCCGGCAUCAGAAUCUCAGGCCUUCAUUGUGCAACGCUACCAGCACAUCGCUGCGGCGGGUGCGUUCCCCUGGAACGCCACUGUCUCCAUUGCUGAGCUCGACGUUCAGCUGGAUCUGGGACAGUCGCUCGGUAAAUCUGCUUUCAUCAUCACCGGCUUCUGGAUCUCGUCCAAGAAGACGUCAGAUUGGGAGCAGAAUUUAUGUAUAGGGUUCGAAAAGGUGGCAAUUAACAGCACUGGCAGAAUGAGUGGCUUCGUCGAACUGCAAAAUUUCAGGGUUCGCACAUCAAUACAAUGGCCGAUUGUAGAAAGGGCGCACAAUCAGACGCCUUUGGUACAAGCUUCUCUGGCCUUUGAUGGUCUGCGAGUCAAGGCUUCGUUCGACUAUCAGGUCUUCUUGAUCGCAGAUAUCACUAUUUUCGAGUUCCUCAUGUACAACGUCAGGGACCUCCAGCACGUCGGCCGUGACAGACUGGUCGGCGUUCUUGAUGGGAACAAAGUGCAGGUAUUUUGCACCACGACCAGCGCUUCACAAGCCAUUGCUUUAUACCAAGCGUUUCAGCGACUAUAUCAGGAAAAGUUAACGGCGUAUGAGACAUCUCUUAGAGACAUUGAGAAGUUCCUGCGUCGAAAAUCUUCUAUCAACCCAUUGGCUAUGCGUGCAGCUGUAAAGAGGCAAGGGGAGACUGGCGCAGAAGUCAACAGAUCGCCCCUGCGGCUGCAAACCAAUGUGGUAGUGACGCUCAAGUCAGUCAACAUUGGAGCUUUCCCCAGCACCUUCGUCGACAGUCAAAUCCUCAAAUUGGAAGCGUUCGAUGCUUCAGCUCGCUUUGCGGUUGUCCUAGAAGACGAAAAGAUCCAUUCCACCCUUGGCAUGACACUGGGGCAACUUCGCGUCGCACUCGCGAACGUCACUCGGGCUAGCGUUCCGAAGAUAUUGGGUGAAGUCUCGAUGGUAGACGUUGUGGCCUCUGCAACAAAUUCGGGGGGUGGUACCAUUCUAAAAGUGCCAAAAGUGGUAGCGAGUAUGGAGACAUGGCAGAGCCCUGAAUCGACCCACAUCGAUUACAUAUUCAAAAGCUCUUUUCAAGGCAAGGUCGAUGUGGGCUGGAACUACUCGCGGAUUAGCUACAUUCGAGGUAUGUGGACCAGUCACGCCCGUUCAUUGGCACAGCGCCUAGGGAAACCUCUACCACAGUCCGCUGUCCAAAUAACAGGCGGACCUCGGCUCGAAGGAGAAGAUGAAAGUCGGAGACCUGGUGAGGGCGAACAAGAGAAAAUUACAGCAGUUGUCAAUGUGCCUCAAUCGAAGUAUCAGUACACAGCUCUACAGCCACCUAUCAUUGAGACACCGCAGUUGAGGGAUAUGGGCGAAGCGACGCCACCGCUGGAGUGGAUUGGACUUCAUAGAGAGAGGUUACCAAACCUGACUCACCAGAUAGUCAUCGUGACACUUCUAGAAGUAGCCAAGGAAGUCGAGCGAGCCCUCGAUCCUUCACAGCGGGGUAAUACCUCAUACACAAAUAUCGAAGCCGUUCAGAAGAAAUCCGCCAAGAUGGUCAACUUUACCGUGGAAGAGAUCCGUGCGCUCAUGGACAAGCCGGCAAAUAUCCGAAACAUGUCGGUCAUUGCCCAUGUCGACCACGGAAAAUCCACCCUUACCGAUUCCCUAGUCCAGCGCGCCGGUAUUAUCUCCGCCGCCAAAGCAGGGGAGCAGCGUUUUACGGAUACCCGCAAGGAUGAGCAGGAUCGAUGCAUUACCAUCAAGUCAACUGCCAUCUCCCUUUACUCCCAUAUGGCCGAUGAGGAUGAUCUAAAGGAUAUCCCUCAAAAGGUCGAGGGAAACGAUUUCCUGAUCAACUUGAUUGAUUCACCCGGCCACGUUGAUUUCUCUUCUGAAGUUACUGCUGCUCUCCGUGUCACCGACGGUGCUCUCGUUGUGGUCGACUGUGUCGAAGGUGUGUGCGUCCAAACCGAGACCGUCCUUCGACAGGCCCUUGGUGAGCGUAUCAAACCUGUUUGUAUUGUCAACAAGGUCGACCGCGCCCUUCUUGAGCUCCAGGUCUCGAAAGAGGACUUGUACCAAUCCUUUUCAAGAACCAUCGAGUCCGUCAACGUGGUCAUUUCCACAUACUUUGACAAAGCACUUGGAGAUGUUCAGGUCCAGCCGUAUCAGGGCACUGUGGCUUUCGGGUCCGGUCUUCACGGAUGGGGUUUCACUGUCCGCCAAUUCGCCGUCAAAUAUGCCAAGAAAUUCGGUGUGGACAAGUCCAAGAUGAUGGAGCGUCUAUGGGGCGACAACUACUUCAACCCAAAGACCAAGAAAUGGACCAAAGUUGGGGAGCACGAAGGCCAACCUCUAGAGCGUGCCUUCAAUCAAUUUAUCCUGGACCCAAUUUUUAAGAUCUUCGGCGCUAUCAUGAACUUCAAGAAGGACGAGAUCCCAACUCUGUUGGCGAAGCUCGAAAUCAAGCUUUCUGGUGAAGAGAAAGAUUUGGAGGGCAAGCAGCUUCUCAAAGUCGUCAUGCGCAAAUUCUUGCCUGCUGCAGACGCUCUCCUGGAGAUGAUGGUUAUUCACCUGCCGUCUCCCGUGACUGCCCAGAAAUACCGGGCGGCAACACUCUACGAAGGUCCUUCUGAUGAUGAGUCGUGUAUUGGCAUUCGAGACUGCGAUCCCAAGGCCCCACUCAUGCUUUACGUUUCAAAGAUGGUUCCGACCUCUGACAAGGGUCGUUUCUAUGCCUUUGGACGUGUUUUCUCCGGCACAGUGAGAUCUGGCUUGAAAGUCCGUAUCCAAGGCCCCAACUACAUCCCUGGUAAAAAGGAGGACUUGUUCAUCAAGGCCAUUCAACGCACCAUUCUCAUGAUGGGCCGCAACAUUGAGCCAAUUGAAGACGUUCCAGCUGGUAACAUUCUUGGAUUGGUCGGUGUAGACCAGUUCCUGCUCAAGUCUGGUACUCUCACAACAUCGGAGACCGCCCACAACCUCAGAGUCAUGAAGUUCUCUGUUUCACCUGUAGUGCAGCGAUCCGUGGAAGUGAAGAACGCCAAUGAUCUGCCAAAGCUUGUGGAAGGUCUCAAGCGCCUUUCGAAGUCAGACCCCUGCGUCCUAGCCUUCAUCAAUGAGGCAGGUGAGCACAUUGUAGCUGGUGCUGGAGAAUUGCAUCUGGAGAUUUGCCUCAAAGAUCUGGAAGAAGAUCAUGCCGGUAUCCCUCUCCGUGUCUCAGAUCCUGUCGUGUCCUACCGUGAAUCUGUCGGUGGAGUUUCAAGUAUGACAGCCUUAUCGAAGUCGCCAAAUAAGCACAAUCGUCUGUAUGUCACGGCACAGCCAUUGGAGGAAGAGGUCUCCAGAGACAUCGAGUCUGGCAAAAUCAGUCCCCGUGACGAUAUCAAGGCUCGUGCUCGUGUUUUGGCCGAUGACCAUGGCUGGGACGUUACGGAUGCACGAAAGAUUUGGUGUUUCGGACCUGAGACGACUGGCGCCAAUUUGCUCGUUGAUCAAACCAAAGCUGUGCAAUACCUGAACGAAAUCAAGGAUUCCGUCGUCUCCGGCUUCCAAUGGGCGACGAAGGAAGGUCCUGUUGCUGAGGAGCCUAUGCGCUCGGUCCGUUUCAAUAUUAUGGACGUCACACUACACGCUGACGCUAUCCACCGUGGUGGUGGGCAGCUGAUUCCUACUACCCGGCGUGUGCUAUACGCUGCAGCUCUCCUUGCCGAGCCUGGUAUCCUUGAGCCCGUUUACUUGGUUGAGAUUCAGGUCCCCGAGCAAGCCAUGGGCGGUAUCUAUGGUGUGCUUACCCGAAGACGAGGCCACGUCUUCUCAGAAGAGCAGCGACCCGGAACACCUCUUUUCAAUGUCAAGGCCUACUUGCCCGUCAAUGAAUCUUUCGGCUUCACCGCUGACUUGCGCUCGCAUACUGGUGGGCAGGCCUUCCCUCAAUGCGUGUUCGACCAUUGGCAGAUCUUACCUGGUGGUUCGCCUCUUGAUCCGUCCACAAAGCCAGGUCAGAUUGUGCAGACGAUGCGAAAGAGAAAGGGUAUCAAGGAAGUCGUGCCUGGUGUUGAGAACUACUACGACAAGCUAUAG
Messenger RNA from Letharia lupina, 12264 nucleotides. RefSeq lists its product as uncharacterized. NCBI's taxonomy places the organism in Eukaryota, Fungi, Ascomycota, Lecanoromycetes, Lecanorales, Parmeliaceae. Gene Ontology annotation, cellular component: membrane. The record is from RefSeq and is a predicted model, not a curated record. The transcript has 10 exons. Gene Ontology annotation, biological process: fermentation. Gene Ontology annotation, molecular function: translation elongation factor activity; GTP binding; GTPase activity. The coding region runs from base 1 to 12264 and encodes 4087 amino acids.